AUGAUAUUACGCAGCGUCAGAGAAGACGAAGCAACGAAAUGCAAAGACGACGCAAGCGAUGACGACGAAGGCGCCACCUCCGAGCCUGAGCCUUCCCCCGAGCCUACACUCCCGCCUCCACCGGAGACGUGUCCAGCGCCGUUCCAGCUGCUGGCCGAGAGCUGCUACUACAUCCAGACAGACCCGCGGGAGUGGAAGUCCUGGGGCGAGGCGCAGAGUUUCUGCCAGCAGCAAGCGGGCACCCUCGCCGCCCCACACCGCCCUAACCAGCUCAGAGACUACCUCAACACCUACUAUUCCAACGUAUUUUGGGUGGGCGGCCGCAAGGACAGAGGUCAAUGGGUAUGGCUCAACGGCAACGGCUUGUCUGACGACGACUGGAAGACGGGCAAGCCGGACAGACAUCCUUCCAAAAUGUGCCUGCAACUCGACGCUUCGAGCAGCUACAAAGGCGUCAACCACUUCUGUGGCGAGAAGUUCUCUUUCAUUUGUGAACAUAGACAAGGAUAAAGACGAGGACUGUGCAUGUAAAGAAUACCGGCCACAGGCAAAUACUUUCGAGCAAAAUAACAGACAAGCAUAUUGAAAACACCUUUGUUUUGUAUGCCAUUCUUUAGAGAUUAAAAGGUUAAAUUGGAAACUACAGUGUAAAAGAAUUAACUCUUACGUGGUUAAUUAAAAGGAAAACGAAAUAAUGGAAAUUGCAGGAGAAAUGAUGUUUUAUGCUGAUGAAUGGUAACUUGAAAAUUUGUAUUUUUUAAAAAGAACCCGUGUAAUUCGCAAUUCUCGGGAUCUGGGAAAUCAUCGCCUGAUGACACUUUGUCACGACAUAAGCAAACUAUUAAUAUUUUUGUUAAGUUGCAGUAAGCAAUUCGUUCUUCGUUGAAUCACUUUAAGUACGUAGUGCCGAUGACACAAUCUCUCAGAACUGAUGCUCAAUUUUCUCGUCGACUACUAAACGGACUAAAGUCGAAAAUAUUUGAUUUAUAAAUAUUUAUCCUGUUCUUAAUAAUCCUACUUGUAAUUACAAUUAUUUAUAAAUUUUUAACUAAAAUUUUAUCUUACAAAGACUGCUUUGAAAUAGAACCCGAUCUUCUAGUUGAUUCGAAAGCAUUUUAAAUAUUUAUUAAUACGGCGCAUCAUUGUUUGC
Hyalella azteca is the source of this 1150-nucleotide messenger RNA. Its product is annotated as type-2 ice-structuring protein. NCBI's taxonomy places the organism in Eukaryota, Metazoa, Arthropoda, Malacostraca, Amphipoda, Hyalellidae. Bases 1 to 510 code for a protein of 169 amino acids. The record is from RefSeq and is a predicted model, not a curated record. The transcript has 3 exons.